AUGGAUGAUGCUGUGCCGACCACGAGUAAGGCAGGCGCGGAAAUUACAUCGCCGUCGCCCCCAAGGAAACGAAAACAACUCAGUUUGGGGCAUUUGUCUCUGGCAGAAAAGCAAGCAAUAUUGAAUUUGUACAAGAAAAGCCUAGAUGAUGAACCUACUCUUAAAACUGUCCAACUUGUAUCCAAAAUAGCGAUGACAUUAGGUGUUGCAAAAUCAACAGUAUAUCGAGCCAUAAAACAGUAUAAAUCUACUGGAAGGGUGUCUACUUCCAAACACUGUGGUGGAAGACCUGGGAUUGUUACAUGUUUGGAUGAAGCAAUGAAGAAUUCCAUAAGGCGUAUAGUACACAGCUUUUUCUUUAAAAAUGAGAUCCCCACUUUGGACAAAAUAUUAACCGAAAUAAAAAGUCGUCAGGAUUUGCCACAGAUGUCCCGUUCAUCAUUAUACAAAUUUAUGAAACAAAUUAAUUUCAAAUACUUAAAACGAAGUCGUAAAAGUGUGUUGAUAGAAC
This is a messenger RNA of Anoplophora glabripennis (Asian longhorned beetle), 511 nucleotides long. RefSeq lists its product as uncharacterized. The transcript has 3 exons. Lineage: Eukaryota; Metazoa; Arthropoda; Insecta; Coleoptera; Cerambycidae. The annotation marks the transcript as partial. The record is from RefSeq and is a predicted model, not a curated record.